This is a messenger RNA of Fusarium odoratissimum NRRL 54006, 4075 nucleotides long. RefSeq lists its product as uncharacterized. The record is from RefSeq and is a predicted model, not a curated record. The transcript has 3 exons. Bases 1305 to 2744 code for a protein of 479 amino acids. NCBI's taxonomy places the organism in Eukaryota, Fungi, Ascomycota, Sordariomycetes, Hypocreales, Nectriaceae.
UCUUUGUCGACCUCACUGAGUUGCAUCUCGAGCCUUCACGUUAUUCGCUGAUAUGGACUCGUGGCGCCGCAGGGGGCAGUCUGAGAGCCCUGUUCUGGCUCCCAUCUCGCAAUGCACUGGGGCCAAGGACCAGAAGAUGCCGGGGUGAGCUGCUGCACUAUUGCGUCAGUAGAUCUCCACACCACAGCCAGCUUUGCAUGUUAAACAAACGAGCUUUUGUUCUCGUCAAAGAAGGGGCAGAGCAAGCACGAAUCGAUAGAUGCAAAAAUUAGGCCCAGCGAAUGCCCAGAAUCGUACAAGGCAACGGCGAUGAACUCUAUAACGGGAAAAUGGGACUAUCGUUGAUGGGGCCUUGGGCAGAGACAAUUUCUGAGUAGAGUUUGUCAGGCUGGUAGGUCUCAUGUUCUUCCUGGCUGCGCUUGACCCUCCAUCUGAAUGUUUCGCGUGGGAGGAGGGCCCGUCUCAUUGGGCCGCCAUGGUAGACUCAUCGUGUUUGGGGUCGUAAGGCAGGCAGACUGACUUGCCUCCGGUACUUGAUGGAUCAUUGGAUGGGUAUACCGUCUGUCUAUUGUGGUCAUUCGUUGAUGUCCACACCAGGCAAGAUUCCUCUGAAGUUGUCGAGUUUACGAUCAACGUUUGGACAGAGGUUCGAUCAGACUUGCUACAUACUAUUCGACGAAAGUGCAACAGGCGAAAAGAUCAUCGUUUAUCAGUCCCCGCUUUGCCCACUACAACAGCUUACCAGGUCUUCCCAUCUUGACAUUGCUCAAGCAGCCCAGCACCAGCACUGCCCAUGCCCAGCCCCUCCAUUAACUAGAGUAAGGUCAAGGUCACGGCUGACACCCUAUUGUUGGCGGGGGGUUCCCUCUCAUUAUUGCUGUCGGAUGACGACGUUCUGCUUUGCUUCCAUGCUCCGUCCUUGCUCGCCUGGGGCCUGAUUCUUGCGGCGUCUUGCGGCUUGCGCGCCAUUAAACCCACCUGACACUCAUAAACUCUUUUUUUCCUUUCUCUUCCAUUUCUCUUGGCUAUUGCUUUUCUCCUCCUCUCUUAUCACCUCAAAAACAUCGCAUUCUUUUGGGUUUGUAGUUUGCAGCUUUGCUUCUCGCUUGGCUCGUAACAAGACCUCACCAAGUCUGAGUCUCGUCGCUGGAACCCCACCUUGUUUGAAGUGUGACGACAUACCCUUUUGCAACUCUUUGUCGCAACCCAACAGCCUGCUGAAUUGAGUUGGCGCCCUCAAAAGUGCACCAAAACCAGCAUCGGUAUAUACACAUCCACAGAAAACAGCACUUUACUACACCAAAAUGUCCCGUGUAAGGGCUACUGAGUUCGAGGAGAGGGAUUACUACCCUGCUCCUCGACGUUCAGCUCCGGAGGGGCUUGAUGAAGUCGACUAUCGUCGUCGCACCGUUACCAUCAGCCCUCCCCCGCGAGAGGAAUCUCGUACACCCGCCUUUUUGCGAGAAGAUACUCGCCGAACAGAAGCUGGUCCCAUGGUCUUGCGCCAGCGUCAAGUAGAGACCAUCGACCGACACCGACCCAGAAGUCCCAGCCCAGUUCGCGUUCGAGAGGAACGCAUCAUUCGAAGACCCCGCAGCAUUUCACCCAGCAGCCAUCACUCGCACGACCAUGAGCAUGAGCGUUCUCGCACCAGAGUUUACGAGCGAGAGCGAGUCAGAGAACCCUCUCAACCACCUCCCAGGCGAGCUCCUUCGCCCGCCCGUGUUGUCAGAUACGUUGAGCGACCAAAGUCGCCUUCUCCUCCGCCCGCCCCUCCAGUUGAGGAGCGAGAGCGCAUUCGCACUCGCAUCAUUGAGCGCGAGAGGGCUCCUUCGCCCCCUCCGGUUCCCAAGCCUUCUCCUCCGCCUCCCCCGCCCCAGACUAUCCGCGGACCAACAAUCGAGCGAGAGGUUAUCACCCACUACCGGGAUAUCGACCAUGGCAUGAUCAAAGCUAGACCUCCUACUCCUCCUCCCCAGCCAAAGCCUCAGCCUCGUGCUCCUUCCCGAGUCCGAGAGCGUGAGACAGAUAUCGAUAUUUCUUUGUCAAAGAACAGAACUGAAGUAGAUGUUACUCGCACAUCGCGCACUCGUUCUCAAAGCCGAGAACGACGAUCCGACUACCGCGAUGACGAACUCGUGGUUCGACACGAGUCCGAAACAACCCGGCGUCGAGCCCAUUCAGCUGCUCCUCUGCCGACACCCAGUGCUGUGGACGAAGAAGGCGACUAUCUUACCAGCAAGAUUGACUCUCGCGGCCGAAUGGGUGAAGCCUGGGGCGGUGCUACCAAGGACUGGACACUCGUUGAUGUUCCCCCAGGCACUGAGCGCAUCCGCAUGGAUGGAGUCGGCGGUGGAAGUACCGAGACAAACUGGACGAGGUACAGUGGUUCCAGGAAGAGCAAAUUCAUUCCUGAGAGGGAUGGCGCUCCUUCACCUGCUCCUGCGCCCAUGCCAAAGCCCAUUCUGAAGGACCCGUCACCCCCAGAUACUCGUGACCGCGUUAAUGUUUCCAUUUACGAUCGCGAGAGGGAAAUUGAUAUCGAAAGAACACGAGAAACGCGUUCUCGACCUGCACCUCCACCACCAAAGGAUAUGUGGACUGAGAUCACCAAGGACCUCGUUAUCCGUGAGGCUAUUGAGAGCUCUGGGUAUGAAUACGAAGAGACCAAGGAGUUCUACUACAUCAUGGACUAUCUUAAAUACGUAAGUCGUCACCCAAAAAUGACAACGACCGAAUGCUAACAUUUGCAGGACGACGUUCUUCGCCUAGUUGACAUUUCCGAUGAGAUCCGACGAUCUCGAAAGCAGCGCGCGAGAGAGCUGGAGUAUGAAAGAGAAUACCAAUUCGACUAUGAACGCGAUAGUCACCGACACAGCCACCCUCGCUGGGACGAGGUAACGGAACGUGAGACGUUUUAUGACACUCGCCCACCCCGAGGCUACCUGCGUUAAGUCUGCUUUUUUACUGGCGUUCUCAUUCAUGGUCACCUUUUGAAGGGCAGCGGAGGUUUUCUUUUUGGGUAAUGGAUACCUUUUUUUCCAAAGCAACUACAGACAUGUACUGGUGUCGUGAAUGAUGUUUCAUAUUGGGCAACUAUUGGUUGUACGAAUUUACGAAAUCAAUCAUAUACAGCGGAUGAAACGAUAUGAGUUUGUACGGUAUGGAAUGGAUGUAUGUAGAUGCUUGGUUGAAACGCAUAAUUACGACUUAUGACAAGAAAUAAAUAACGACAACCUUUUCAAUACGCACAUUUAUAUUCUCCCGUUACGAUGCUCCUUUGGAGGCAGAAGAGCAACAAGAAGAAGAAGUCUCGUGAUUGAGGGGCUGCCUGUUGGGACUGGUGACCUCAUGGUCUUCGGACAUCCCGCUGCCUACCCCUCCAUCGAGGGGCAUUCUACGAGACCCACGUCUAACCAACAUGGAUCGCAGACUUGACAAAGUAAAUAAGAAUGAUAAGUUUCAACUCUUUUUACUCACGGGAGUUGAUCCCGACUUAUUAGUGCCCGGCGGUCCUUCAUCGCGAACCAAGUUAUUCAGGAUUUCUUCUUUUCCGGCAUGCAUAGAUGCCCGGGUAAUGAACGAGUAAUCGGUGUUGCAAUACUACCUCACCGGUAUUUGACCCCUGGACUGCGAGAUGUCAUUGGCCUCUUAUCCCGGCCAAAUCGAAUAUCUGAUGCGACCUUGAGUUCCUUGAUUCGACCCUGUAAGGCUUGUGUUAUAGGGCCCUGCGUGUAGGCUUUCAAACGGCUGGCAGACUGGGAAGUCUGGCGCUUCUCGCAAACGAGGAUAGAGAUCCCUUGUUUGAUAGGUGGCUAGGGCUCAGGUAGGAGAGACACUGAAUAGAGACUUGUUGUCAUUAUUGUGUUGAUUUUUUGCAUUACCCUCCCAAGGUUAAGCAUAAAUAAGUAUCAUUGUACGAUGCCUACGACUCAAAGUGAGAGCAUGUGGUCUAACACUGAACAUACUUGUAUGGCAACAAAUAAGAGAUUGUAGUGUAUUUACUUAAGCUAGGGCCGGACUCUUGGGGCAAUCAUACCUAUUACUUACUAUUUAGUAUCUGAAUAACAAAGGA